Molecule: messenger RNA, 2080 nt
Organism: Oncorhynchus keta (chum salmon)
Lineage: Eukaryota; Metazoa; Chordata; Actinopteri; Salmoniformes; Salmonidae
Gene: dnajc28
Product: DnaJ (Hsp40) homolog, subfamily C, member 28
Exons: 2
Coding region: 192-1361 (389 amino acids)
Source: RefSeq, a predicted model, not a curated record
CUCCCUGCAUUCAUUGGGAGAGUUAGCUAACAGCACCAAACAAGCCUGUCCGACCCCUUCUAAUUAUACCAAAGUGAUCCGACCUGAUUGUUGUCUGGCGCUGAACCUAUUGGGAAAUAACACUGUCUGAAACUAAUGAGAAGGACGACUGUAUUUUAAUAAGGUGUGUGCUUCUGCGUGCCCCAGCAGAGAUGAGUUACGCCAUGCAGCUGUUGAUUCACCGUGGGGAUUUCUGUCAUGGCCGCACGCUGCUCCCCCUGGGCCUCCGGUCCCUUCUCCGCACGCUGAGUUCUGGUCCCCGUGUGAGCCGCAGCCUUCGGGAGAGCUACCAGCUGUUACAGCUUGAGCUUCCAGAUGUGGGCGAGAGUAGCCCUGCGCAGGUGAAAGAAGCCUACCUACGCAUGGCCAAGCUGUACCAUCCAGACUCGGGCGCUUCUACGGCAGACGAGGCAAUAUUUGCGCGGGUAGAGGAGGCAUACCGCGCCGUGCUGGCGCACCAGUCCCGGCUUCAGAGCUGUGGGGGUUCGAUGGAAGAAGAGGAGGAGAAGGUGAAAGGUGUGGCUCCUCAGCACCGCCACUACCUGAGCUACGAGGGCGUGGGCUCUGGGACGCCUAGCCAGCGCGAGCGCCAAUACCGUCAAUUCCGAGUGGAUCGGGCGGUGGAGCAGGUCCUCGACUACCGCCAGAAGGAGCAUGAGACGGCGGCUGCAGCCGAGGGGGCGCUGGUGGAGAGGGACGUCCGCCAGCGCAGCCGGCAGAUCAAGGUCACACAGGCAGUGGAGAGGCUGGUGGAAGACCUCAUUCAGGAAUCCAUGUCCCGGGGAGACUUCCGCAACCUGAGUGGCGCCGGGAAGCCCAUCAACAAGUUUGAGCACAACCCUUAUGCUGAUCCCAUGACCCACAACCUCAACCGCAUCCUCAUCGACAAUGGCUACCAGCCACCCUGGAUUGUCACGCAACGCGACAUCCGAGAGGACAUCGCGCAGAUCCGAGAGAGACUGCUGCAGGGCCAGGCGCGGCUUGCCGACCCCAUGAACCCCAGGGAGCAUGCUCAGUGGCAGCAGUUGUGUGGGGUUGUGGCGGAUGACCUUAUGAAGCUCAAUAAAACGGUGGAUAACUUCAACCUGAUUGCGCCCAUGCUUACCAUGCAAAUGGUCCACUUCAGUUUGGAGCGUGAGAUCGACCGCGCAGAGAAAGCAGCCUUUCAAGGCAGACAGGAGAGCAAGAGGGAAAGAGUGAGGGAGUGGGAGGAGCAGAGAAGAGAAAGAGAAAGGGAGCGGGAGAAGAGAGAUAAGAUUAAAACACAUCAACACUCUUGGCAAGGCGGCCUGCUGGCAUGGAUGCAGAAUUUACUAAAAUGAGCAAGGGACCUUGAAGGUAAAAUGAGAUAAAAAAAGGAUAUUUCAAAUCAAACUUUUAUUUAUAAUCCAUUUACACAGGUGUCAACACACUUUGAAGAGGAUAAGACAGAGGUGUUGAAUCAUUUGUCUUUUAUGUCAUUUUCAGUGUUUUUGCUACAUUGGGUUGAUUACAGUAGCAUGUUAUAACACACAGAAUAAUACAACAAGCCACUACUACAACACGGUUACUUGACCUUACUGUAACUCAACUGUGCUUUACAAUAAUGCUACACAGUGUCAGUGUCUGGACCUCAGGACACAAUGGUAAUGGUAUCGGACUACAAUAAUCCAUUUAAUGAAAUACUUUUAAUCUACGUUUAUAAGCUAAGCAAUUCUAAAUACAUUGAUUUGUUUCUUUGCUGAAUGAAGGAAUGAAAGUAUAGAAUACUCAAUGUUUGUUAUGAAUGAGCAGUUGACUGAAACUGCUCUGAACUCAAAUACGGGGAAACAGAAACCACUGAAGAUUUUUCCGCACACUUCCAGUCAGAUGAAAAUCUCUUUAAUUGGGAGGUAAGCUUUCGGUCAGUCGACUGACCGAAUGCUAAGCUGCUAUGAGUGGAAGUGUGUGGUGACUUUUUCCAGUUUUGCAUUUUGCCUCCCGGAACUUCACUAAUCGAUAAUGGGUGUGCGGUAGAUUCUGCCUAUGAUUGCAUUACAAUAAAAGAGGUACUGUAACUCAA